UAUCGAAGCAACUACCGCCACCACCAUUGUUUACGCGUCGCCAUACCAACAACAAAAUUUCAUCUUAAUUAGGAGGAGCAUCUUUGGCAGGUUGGAGAAUGGUUUGAGGCAUGAGCGAUACCGACACGGACGACACUGAUCUGUUGUUGCUGGUCCCGCCCAACUACUACACCCAUACCGCCGAACGUUUGCUGCACGAAGUCAAGAUGAACGCAGAAGCAGCUGCAGCCGAUGCACUUGUCAUGCCACCACCGAUAGUGCCCACGACGGCAGCGUAUCAAUUCCUGCCGCCCAGUAAGAAAACGGAACUGAAUCAGAUAAACGCACGACUGCAGAACAUUGGGCUGGAUGGCGAAGAUCAUGGCCGCUUUGAUGUGCCCUCCGAUAUAUCCACAAUCUCCACAAACACUGUGCGCACGGCGACGGGUACCAGGCUGCCGAAGGAGUUUCAUGGCGUGGUGCAUUCCACGCCCAAGGGUGGAUCGGUGGAGCCACCAAGGCGUCGCCAUGCUGAGGAUAACAUUCUGCAUGAGAUUGACCAUUAUCUGGACGAAAACAACACGAAUCGCUGGCAGCAGCAGCAACACCAUCAUAUUCAUCAUCAUCACAGUGAGGAGCACCUGCGAAAUGUACGUGCUGUGCACGACAUUCAUCAUCCGGCAGCCACUUCCCUGCCAAGCAUUCGUAUGACAUCCACGUCGGCAUCCAUUGAGGCGGCUAGAUGCCCCCGCGGCAGCCUCAGUGACAACAACAACCAGCUCAUCAGCUUGAGUGAUCUCUGGGGCAAGAGCAGCAUGGCGGGCACAGUUGUCCCCAGCAAUAUGCCCAAUCCACUGCUGUGCAGCCCCUCGCUAAAGGAGGAGCAGCUGCGACGCCAGCACCUGGAGAAAACUGUGCAGACUUUGCAGUCCCAGCUGCUGGAGUAUCAGCAGCGCAUCUCCGUGGCCAUGGAGGUGGAUCGCAGCAAAGAUGAAGCUCUAAAAGGUGCCGAGCAGACCGCAGCGACUCUCCACAUUGAGGUGCAACAACUGCGAGACGUUCUCCACCGGCUGGAGGCGGAACGCUGUGACACACAUGGCAAAAUGGAAACUCUGCAGCACGAGCUGGCGCAGGCAGUCGGCUUGGCCACCAAAUUCCAAGAGAAGAACGAGAAGCUGGAGGCAGAACAGAACAAGCGUCAGCGCGAGGCCAAAGAAUGGGAUGACAAAGUGGAGCAGCUGGAAAUGCAGCUGCAUGGCAGCAAGCGAGCCGAGGAGCUAUCCCAUGCAGAGCUCAACAAGCUGAGGGAUAAAUUCGCCAAAAUCGACUAUCAGCAGGAGAAGCUUAAGGCACAGAUUCAAGAGAUGGAGACGGACAAUACCACGCUGAGGCAUCAGAAGGAAAUGCUGCAAGACUACCACCAAAAGCAGAAAUCUAGAGCUGAUGCGCUAGAAACACAACGUAAAUCAAUGCAAGAGACGCUCGCAAAUCUAACAGAAGUCGAGACAAACCUCAAGAAAAAGCUGGAAAUACAACAGAAGUCCCUGAAGCAACACUACCAGCAGCAAAUGGAGAAUGUGGUGGCCAAAAAGAUGCAGGAAUUCCAGCAACAGCUGGACAAAUCCGAGGAGAAUCUCAAGAGUGAGGCACGCGACCGUGAGCGACUGAUAGCAGAGCGUGCCGUAAAGCAGCUGGAAAUGAUCAACGAAAAGAACAACCAGGAACUGAAUCUCAUACAGGAGAAGCACGAUGAGGAGGUGGAACUGUACCGCCUGCAGCUGGCCAAUGCCUCAAAGAAGAUCGAUGAGCUGGAACUCAAACUGAGUUUCUACAAGAACAAGCGUGCUGACAUUGCGGAGAAGCUGCAUGGUGUUAUGGAGGCACAGUGGCAGCAGGCCUUGGCCAUUCUCACCUCACCCACACAAAAUGCCCUGAUGCCCGCCAGUGACACGGACAGCGAGUCUCCGGAGCUCAACAAUGCCCGUGUGUAUCCGGAAACUCCACGCACAAGCAAAUCGCAACGCAGCAACAAUACGGAGAAGAACAAUUUGGAUUCUGGUGGCAAGCGGGAUCCACCAUCGCCCAUGGACAAGCUCGCGGCAUACAUUGAGCUGCUGCUGAGCAAGUCGCCCAGCGAUUUCGACAAGCUCGACGAGAUACUGGCCCUAACCGCCAAGAAGGGUGGUGCCAGCAAGCCGAGCAAACGCAAUGGCUGUGGCAGCAACAAGGCACCGCCCUGGAAGUGCUGACAGCAGCGGAGGAGGAGGAUGCCUGGAAGCAUCAAAAUUGUAGUUAGUUUUAGCCUUAGUUGUAGCAUUUAUACAUACCAUAAUUGUAUAUGUUUUGACGAGAGUAAAUCGUUUAGUUCUUUGCAAAA
Molecule: messenger RNA, 2356 nt
Organism: Drosophila guanche
Lineage: Eukaryota; Metazoa; Arthropoda; Insecta; Diptera; Drosophilidae
Gene: Cnb
Product: centrobin
Exons: 4
Coding region: 111-2228 (705 amino acids)
Biological process (GO): centriole replication; mitotic cytokinetic process; centrosome separation
Cellular component (GO): centriole; centrosome
Source: RefSeq, a predicted model, not a curated record